Messenger RNA from Ostreococcus lucimarinus CCE9901, 780 nucleotides. RefSeq lists its product with no specific name. The record is from RefSeq and is a predicted model, not a curated record. The transcript is spliced from 2 exons. The annotation marks the transcript as partial. Lineage: Eukaryota; Viridiplantae; Chlorophyta; Mamiellophyceae; Mamiellales; Bathycoccaceae.
UUGGACUGGAUCAGGGUCACGUUUCGCGAGUGCGUCAGCGAUGACGUCCAACUCGCGGGCUUUUAUCUCGCCCUCGUCACCAUAGCGUGCUGGAUGAGCGCGCAAGUCCCGCAGCUCGUGUUGAACUAUCGCGCGAAAUCCGCGCGCGGUUUAAGCCCGUACUUCUUGCUUCAAUGGCUGGCCGGGGACUCGUUCAACUUGAUCGGAUGCGUCCUCACCGGGGACCAAGCGCCGACGCAAACGUACACCGCGGUGUACUUUGUGUUGAGCGAUUUGGCGCUGCUGUGUCAGUACACGUAUUACGAACGCGACGGCGCGCGAGCGCGAGCGAGCGCGAGCGAUGACGAGGGAUCGGUGUCUGGCCCGAUGUCGCCCGUGGGCGGCUUCGUGUUGGCGGGCGCGGCGGCGUUGGCGUUGACGACGAUGACGACGAAUAGCGCGGGAGAAGCGUCGAAUGGGAUGUUACGCGAGGCGAUGAAUGUCACUGAUUGUGAUUAUAACGCCAAUCCGGCGUGGAUGCAAAGCUUUGGUCGCGGCGUUGGGUAUCUGGCGACGUGUUUCUACUUGGGCGGUCGUUUGGCGCAAAUAGCAAAAAAUAGACGACGGCGUUCCGUCGAGGGGUUGUCGCUCACGAUGUUCGCGCUCGCCAUCACAGCGAACGUCGCGUACGGAACGUCGGUGUUGUGUGCGAGUCACUCGAGAGCGGACGUGAUACGAUCGUUGCCUUGGCUUUUGGGGAGCUUUGGCACUGUGUCGCUCGACGCGACGAUUUUAGCGCAG